Hyaena hyaena (striped hyena) is the source of this 2102-nucleotide messenger RNA. RefSeq names its product ADP ribosylation factor like GTPase 2 binding protein (gene ARL2BP). Gene Ontology annotation, biological process: maintenance of protein location in nucleus; positive regulation of tyrosine phosphorylation of STAT protein. The record is from RefSeq and is a predicted model, not a curated record. The transcript is spliced from 6 exons. NCBI's taxonomy places the organism in Eukaryota, Metazoa, Chordata, Mammalia, Carnivora, Hyaenidae. Gene Ontology annotation, cellular component: mitochondrial intermembrane space. Bases 296 to 787 code for a protein of 163 amino acids.
CGCGCGGUGGGUAACUGACGCGCAGAGCUCACGACGGCCACGGCGCGCGUAGAGAGGCCUGGCUCCGCGUGGGGCCGAGCCGGCGCGAGGCCGCCGCCGGUGAGCCUGAGGCACGGGCCCCGCACGCAGGGCCCAGUCUGUUGGGCCGUGAGCGGCCGCGGCGUUGGCGGCGAGGCCUCCCAGAUGCCGUUUGGGGCUCUAAGGAGCGGAGCGCAGGCUGGGCCUGGGCCGCGGGCGGGGUAGGAGGCCGAGGGGCCUGCUCGCCCCGCGCGUGGAUGCGGCGGCGGCGGCGGCGAUGGACGCCCUAGAGGAAGAGAGCUUAGCGCUGUCCUUCUCUUCCGACUCCGAUGCAGAAUUUGAUGCUGUGGUUGGAUAUUUAGAGGACAUUAUCAUGGACGACGAGUUCCAGUUAUUACAGAGGAAUUUCAUGGACAAGUACUACCAGGAGUUUGAAGACACAGAAGAAAAUAAACUCACCUACACACCUAUUUUUAACGAAUAUAUUUCUUUGGUAGAAAAGUAUAUUGAAGAACAGCUGCUGGAGCGGAUUCCUGGAUUUAACAUGGCAGCAUUCACGACAACUUUGCAGCAUCAUAAAGAUGAGGUGGCUGGUGACAUAUUUGACAUGCUGCUCACAUUCACAGAUUUUCUGGCCUUUAAGGAAAUGUUUCUGGACUACAGAGCAGAAAAAGAAGGCCGGGCACUGGAUUUAAGCAGUGGUUUAGUGGUGACUUCAUUGUGCAAAUCAUCUCCCAUGCCAUCUUCCCAAAAUGACCUGCGGCACUAGGUCCCACCCGUGGGGGGGACUGGCAUCUUUCUGGACGUGGCCAGCCGAGCAGACUGGAGGAGGCUGGGGCUGUGUGAUGGAACACAUCUCAGGAAGGCUGGCUCCGGCCCACAACUCCUCACUGACGCUAAGUACUGACGAUGGGUCAGAACACAACCGUCUGACCCUCCUGGGCCCCCGCAGCACCUUAUGUUUGGGAAUUCUGGCACCCCUCCCCAAGCCCACCCAUCUCUCAGCCCUGAGUCGGGCUCCUGGGGCGCAGGUCUGGCCGGCGUCUCCCCGGGGCCCCUUCCCCAGCACAAAUGUUGGUAGGGCAGCAGCAUGUGGAAGAAGCCCCCCAUCUCCAGCCCUCUUUGGCUCCGUAUGUCCAUCAGACUUUCUGUGUGUUCACAGCUUCCUGCGUCCGUCCGUGUCAGUCCUGCAGCCUCGGCAGGGGGGGGGGGGGGGGGCGGGGGGUUACCAGUGUGGGAACAUGUCUCUAGGCUGUCCCUGCAGCCAGCUGCCCCCUGCCGCAGCUCGCUUCCCAGCUGGUGCUGGCUGUAGGAAUAAGCGAGAGCUGUCCCUCAGCUGAAGCCACAUGUGAAAAUCACUUCCUCGUCUUUCAUUCCGCGGUCCCUGCCUCACUGUCUUCUGCUGGUCCUGAUGUAGUCUGGUUCUAGAAUUCUUUUAAGCAUUCCUAAAAAACUAUUUUUAUAGAUGAGUACUCAGGCUAACCUAGUGGCUACAAUCUUGGAACUUCCAUGAUUACCCACUUAAAGAUCAAAGUAUUAUACACCGUGUGCUUUUUAGCUAUUAGUGCUGUGAAAGCAAAGACGCUUUCUACGUUGACGUUCCUAGUUGACUGGAUGUGUGUGUGCUUAUGCUGGGAGUAGGCUAAACGGGCUCCCUUUCUUACAGCAUGUUAAAUGUUCGUGCAGGUUUGCUCAAGCCCUUUCUGUGUAAAUCCGUUCGUUAGGUUUUCUCUUGGGGCAGGAGCUCUGUGCUCCUUCCCGCUGUCAGGAUCUCCCUGCCAAGGCCGUGGUGUGGCGCGCUGGGCUGGCUCAGCAUGAGGAGAGAGCAGACAGCUUUACUGGCAUAUGUACGCUUUGACUUAGCACAGUGUCUCAUAGAAAUUACCAGAAAACAUGGAUGUCACAUCUCUAGAAAGAAAAAACAUAGAAUUUCAAUUCUCAGUGUGUACCUUCCGUACAUCUUUUUUAAGUAAAAAUAGGACUAUACUGACUUCAGUCAGCUGUUCUGGUUUUGAAGUAUGAGCUGUAAACUGUUUUCUGUACUGAUGUGUGGCGCUUAUUAAAUACUUUUGUACCACGAGUAA